AUGCCUCUGCCUCAUAUUAAAGUGUACUCUAGGCAUCCACCUCCUAUUUCAUGUCCUAUACCUGCUUCUUUAUCAUCAGAUCCGGUCCCAAGCGAUGAUCUUCCCAAUGCGCUACAUGAAGGUAAGAGUCAGUGCGCUUAUCCUAUUUCUUCUUUUUUUUCUUAUAAUCACUUGUCAUCUUCUUCUUGCUCUUUUAUUGCUUCCAUUGAUUCUAUCUUGAUUCCUAAGACUAUUCGUGAUGCCAUAUCUCAUCCUAGUUGGCAUAAUGCAAUGAUAGAUGAGAUGAAUGCUUUAGAUGAUAAUGGUACUUGGGACAUGGUAGAUUUACCUUCACGAAAACGGGCCAUAGGCUACUCAUCAUUGGCCUUUAUAUCAACUAGAUAUCAAGAAUGCUUUUCUUCAUGGAAAUCUUUAGAAGGAGGUGUAUAUGGAGCAACCUCUUUGUUUUAUUGCUCAGGGGGAUUCAGGGCAAUUGUGUAUGUGGAUGAUAUUUUUAUUACUGGAAAUGAUACUAGAGGAAUCUCAUCUCUUAAAUAUUUCCUUCAUACUCAGUUUCACACGAAGGAUUUUGGGAUGCUCAAGUAUUUCUUGGGAAUUGAGGUCACUCAGAGUAAACAAGGUAUUUUUCUAUUUCAAAGAAAAUAUGUCCUUGAAUUGUUGACCGAGACAGGAAAAUUGGGCGAAAAGCCUUGUAGUACUCCAAUGAGUCCUAAUGUGCACCUUAAAAGAGAUGGGGAACCAUUUGAAGUUCCUGAAAAAUAUCGCAGGUUGGUUGGAAAGUUGAAUUAUCUUACCGUGACCCGUCUAGACAUUGCAUUCUCAGUUAGUAUUGUUAGCCAGUUCAUGUCAUCUCCAACAAUUCAUCAUUGGGCAGUGUUAGAACAAAUUUUGUGUUACUUGAAAGGAGCACCAGGACGAGGUAUUAUGUACGCAGAUCAUGGGCACACUCAUAUUGAGUGUUUCUCAGAUGAAAAUUGGGCAGGUUCCAAGGUGGAUAGAAGAUCUACAUCAGGUUAUUGUAUUGUUGUUGGAGAAAAUUUUGUCUCUUGGAAGAGUAAGAAACAAAAUGUUGUGUCACGAUGCAGAGCAGAGUCAGAAUAUAGGGUUAUGGCACAGUCUGUGUGUGAGGUAAUGUGGAUCUAUCAACUAUUGACUGAAGUAGGACUUAAGACUUCAGUACUAGCAAAAUUGUGA
Molecule: messenger RNA, 1194 nt
Organism: Humulus lupulus (European hop)
Lineage: Eukaryota; Viridiplantae; Streptophyta; Magnoliopsida; Rosales; Cannabaceae
Exons: 3
Coding region: 1-1194 (397 amino acids)
Source: RefSeq, a predicted model, not a curated record